AUGGCUUGUGUGAUGGCAGCCUUCUCCGUCAACAACACCGCGGUCACCAAUUCCAUCAUCAUGAACACCAACGGGCCCCCAGACCUGAUGCUGGACCCCCGGUCUGUGUGUGUCUGUGUGGAGGAGGCGUCCGGCGGUCAGCAGACCCCUCUGCUCCGUGCUCAGGUGAAGAAGAUGGAGCACAAUGUGAGCGAGGCUCAACGAUUCUCCUCCCUGCCGAGGAGGCCGGCCGUCAACAUGGAGUUCAGAGACGUCUCCUACUCCGUCCCAGAGGGACCCUGGUGGAGGAAGAAAGGUCACAAGACUCUGCUCAGUGGGAUUUCUGGGAAGUUCUGCAGUAGAGACCUGGUUGCCAUCAUGGGACCCUCUGGGGCCGGGAAGUCCACACUCAUGAACAUCUUGGCUGGAUACAGGGAGACUGGGAUGAAGGGUCAAAUCCUGAUAAACGGACAACCCCGUGACCUGCGCUCAUUCAGGAAGGUUUCCUGUUACAUCAUGCAGGAUGACAUGCUGCUCCCACACCUCACUGUACAGGAAGCUAUGAUGGUAUCAGCCAAUCUGAAGCUACAGGAGAAAGUGGAGGGACGCAAAGAGCUGGUGAAGGAGAUCCUCACAGCUCUGGGGUUGUUGGACUGUUGUAAGACGCGGACGUCUCAUCUGUCCGGCGGUCAGAGGAAGAGACUAGCCAUUGCUCUGGAGCUCAUCAACAACCCACCAGUCAUGUUUUUCGAUGAGCCCACCAGCGGUCUGGACAGCUCGUCGUGUUUCCAGGUGGUGUCCUUGCUGAAGGCUCUGGCUCAGGGCGGUCGUACGGUCAUCUGUACCAUCCACCAGCCCAGCGCGAAGCUCUUCGAGCUCUUUGACAAGUUGUAUGUCCUCAGUCAGGGUCAGUGUGUCUACAGAGGAAAAGUCUCCAACCUGGUGCCCUACCUGAGAGACCUGCAACUCAACUGCCCCACCUACCACAACCCGGCGGACUUUGUGAUGGAGGUGGCGUCAGGGGAGUAUGGAGACCAGACAGCGCGGCUGGUGAAGGCCAUUCAGGACAAGACAUGUGAGGAAGAGUACGAGACGGAGGUCAACGGGGGAGAACAGCUCAACUCCUUCAUCUGGAAAACUGAGGAGGUACCAGCCAGCACACAAACACACACUGUUGUCCAGAGAGACAUACAGCAGGAUGACGGUCAUUUCUGUCUCUCUCCCUCUCAGGACUCGUCUUCUGAAGGAUGUCACAGUCUGUCGGCCAGCUGUGUUACUCAGUUCUCCAUUCUGUUCAGAAGGACCUUCCUCAGCAUCCUCAGGGACUCGGUUCUGACUCACCUGCGGAUCAUGUCUCACAUUGGGAUCGGCAUUCUCAUCGGUCUGCUAUACCUGGGAAUUGGAAAUGAAGCCAAGAAGGUUCUGAGUAACUCUGGCUUCCUCUUCUUCUCCAUGCUUUUCCUCAUGUUCGCUGCACUCAUGCCAACUGUGCUGACCUUUCCUUUGGAGAUGGGCGUUUUCCUGCGAGAACAUCUGAACUACUGGUACAGUCUAAAGGCAUACUACCUCGCUAAAACCAUGGCUGACAUUCCGUUCCAGGUCAUCUUCCCUGUGGUGUACUGCAGUAUUGUCUACUGGAUGACGGCCCAGCCUCCAGACGCAGCCAGGUUCUUCCUUUUCCUCUCUCUGGGGGUCUUGACCUCACUCGUGGCCCAGUCCCUGGGGCUGCUUAUAGGGGCUGCCUCCACUUCGCUACAGGUGGCGACGUUUGUCGGCCCGGUGACGGCCAUCCCGGUGCUGCUGUUCUCUGGCUUCUUUGUCAGUUUUGACACCAUUCCCUGGUACCUGCAAUGGAUGUCUUAUAUCUCUUAUGUCAGGUACGGUUUCGAGGGAGUCAUUCUGUCUAUCUACGGGCUGGACAGAGAGGAUCUGCACUGUGACAUGGAUUCUACCUGCCACUUCCAAAAGUCAGAUGCCAUCUUGAAGGAGCUGGACAUGGUGGAUGCCAAACUGUACCUGGACUUCAUCGUCCUGGGAAUCUUCUUCUUCUCCCUUCGCCUCAUUGCGUAUUUUGUCCUGCGCUACAAGAUCAGCGCCCAGAGGUAG
Messenger RNA from Lampris incognitus (smalleye Pacific opah), 2085 nucleotides. It is a transcript of the gene abcg1, whose product is annotated as ATP-binding cassette, sub-family G (WHITE), member 1. Gene Ontology annotation, cellular component: plasma membrane. Gene Ontology annotation, biological process: cholesterol homeostasis. The transcript has 14 exons. Gene Ontology annotation, molecular function: ATP hydrolysis activity; ATP binding; ABC-type sterol transporter activity. The record is from RefSeq and is a predicted model, not a curated record. Lineage: Eukaryota; Metazoa; Chordata; Actinopteri; Lampriformes; Lampridae. Bases 1 to 2085 code for a protein of 694 amino acids.